CCACUGGAAAGCUCAAUGCGCUAUCUAAUCCAAGAUGUCUGCUGCGGCAUUGACGCGUCGCGUUUUCGGUCAACAAAUAUCUAAUAUCGCCAGUUUGACGGUCUCGGUGUUGUCCCAGGUGCCUAGAAGAUACAAAUGGAAACUCGUGAAACUACCAGAACCGGGCACUGGCAUAGCCUACCGAAGAGUCGUACAUUACAAAGACGAGUACACGGUGGAGCCCUUGCAAGUCACGAAUCUAGCAGGCAGAGAUCCUAUCACAGGCAGACUAGUAUGCAAGGGUAUCGGGGGUGGCAUAAAGCACAAGUUUCAUUGGAUCAAGUGGAUCAGAGAUGGCCCUACGGAUCUUAAUGAACCGCCAAAGGAAGAGAAAAUCCUGGAAGUCUUUAAGGAUGGUUGUAGGACGUGUUUUGUUGCGUUGGUCGGUACCGGUCGCGAACUCAAAUACAUUUUAGCCACGGAGAACAUGAAGCCGGGUGACAUAAUACGUACUCAUCGGGGAAUACCGCGUAAUUUUGUGAGACCCUUCGAAGGAGACGCCUAUCCUCUUGGUGCCUUACCUAUGGGAACUCCCGUUCAUUGUGUAGAGAAAUAUCCGGGACUAGGUGGGUUUUUGAUUCACUCUGCUGGCACCGUCGGAACAAUAAUGAAGCGAGACGGCGGGAAUCGCGUGGUAGUACAGAUGCCUAGCAAGAAACUUUUCAGUCUUCACGAGACAUGCAUGGCUACGGUCGGUCGAUUAUCGAACAUCGAACACAAUUCCACGCCGGUUGGUAGUGCGCAGAAAAAUCGGGAAUUGGGAAAUCGGCCGAGGAGCGGUCUAUGGCAACGCAAAACUGGCAGAUUCGGCCGUAAAAUUAAGCCGCCUCCUCGUGUACAACGUGUUGGCGAUGAAAAAUCGACGUUACCUGACGUACUUGUUUUGAAUAGCCAUCAUAAUGUUUAGGCUAUUUCACGAAUAAAUUGCAGUAGGUUAAGGUAAUAAUAAAUGCUCGUUUCAAACACU
This is a messenger RNA of Monomorium pharaonis (pharaoh ant), 1006 nucleotides long. It is a transcript of the gene mRpL2, whose product is annotated as 39S ribosomal protein L2, mitochondrial. NCBI's taxonomy places the organism in Eukaryota, Metazoa, Arthropoda, Insecta, Hymenoptera, Formicidae. Gene Ontology annotation, biological process: cytoplasmic translation. The record is from RefSeq and is a predicted model, not a curated record. Gene Ontology annotation, molecular function: structural constituent of ribosome; RNA binding. The transcript has 2 exons. Bases 35 to 946 code for a protein of 303 amino acids. Gene Ontology annotation, cellular component: ribosome.